Messenger RNA from Oryza brachyantha (malo sina), 2647 nucleotides. Its product is annotated as chloride channel protein CLC-e. The transcript has 7 exons. Lineage: Eukaryota; Viridiplantae; Streptophyta; Magnoliopsida; Poales; Poaceae. The record is from RefSeq and is a predicted model, not a curated record. Gene Ontology annotation, molecular function: voltage-gated chloride channel activity. Gene Ontology annotation, biological process: chloride transport; transmembrane transport. Bases 120 to 2306 code for a protein of 728 amino acids. Gene Ontology annotation, cellular component: chloroplast thylakoid membrane.
AAGGCCGGAAAUCCGCAGGAGAGGAGACGCCUUGCCUUGAUCGAGCUCAACCUGGCUGCAAAUCUGCAAUAGGCUAGAGAUGAGAUAGCUGGCUGCAGUGCAGCUGCAGCUCCGAAUCCAUGGCUCCGCCGUCCGUGUCCCACUCCCCCGCGGCGCGUGUGCUCCUCGCCUCGACCCCGUCCCCGCCCCAUCUCUCCCGCCGCCGUGCGGCCCGCGCCCUGGUGGCGCGGCCAGCAGGCCGGCGCCGCGGUGGCGGGGACGGGGGCGUGCGCCUUCGGACCAUCCGGUGCGGCGCGAUGAGCGAGGAGGACGGGGACCGGGGUGGUGAGCAGGUGGAGGCGGCCUGGGAGGAGAUGGCGGCGCCCGGCCGCGACCUCGUGACGCUCUCUGCCUGCCUCGUUGGCCUCAUCACUGGCGUCUCGGUCGUCCUCUUCAACCUCUCGGUUCAUGAAAUACGUGAUCUGUUUUGGGAUGGCAUUCCAUUACGAGGUGCUUCAUGGCUAAGGGAGGAGCCCAUUGGUGAUAUUUGGCAGAGAGUGAUACUCGUUCCAGUCACAGGAGGCAUUAUAGUUGGCAUGUUAAACACAUUAAGAAGUUCUAUAGAAUUCAACUCAAAUGACAACAUGUCUAAGAUAAAGGGUGCCGUUAGGCCUUGCUUGAAAGCUGUGGCAGCAUCUUUUACUCUUGGAACUGGAAAUUCGUUGGGGCCUGAGGGACCAAGUGUGGAGAUUGGUUCGUCUAUAGCCAAAGGAUUUGGAAAUGUGCUUGAGUUGGAAGGCGGGAAAAAACUCUCUCUUGUGGCAGCUGGAUCAGCAGCUGGAAUUGCAUCAGGUUUUAAUGCUGCUGUUGCUGGAUGCUUUUUCGCUGUGGAGUCUGUUUUGUGGCCUUCUUCUUCUGUGGAUUCUUCAUCCCUUUCCAACUCGACACCUAUGGUGAUACUCAGUGCAGUGAUAGCGUCUGUUGUUUCAGAGAUUGGUCUUGGUUCUGAUCCUGCUUUUACCGUUCCAUUAUAUGAUUUCCGAUCACCAACAGAACUUCCUCUAUAUCUUUUGCUGGGCAUCUUCUGUGGCUUGGUGUCAACUACACUAUCUAGGUGUACAGCACUUUCUAUGGAGAUAGUUGAAAGUUUACAAACGACCGCUGGAUUACCAAAGGCUGCAUCUCCUGCCAUAGGCGGCCUUAUUGUUGGUCUUCUAGCCCUUGUAUACCCUGAAGUUUUAUAUUGGGGCUUUGAAAAUGUUGAUAUUUUGCUGGAAUCACGACCAUUCACAAGUGGACUCUCGGCAGCUGUAUUGGUUCAGCUCAUUGGAGUAAAAGUAUUGGCGACAUCUUUGUGCAGGGCUUUUGGAUUGGUCGGAGGCUACUAUGCACCAUCCCUUUUUAUUGGUGCAGCUACAGGCAUGGCAUAUGGCAAGGUCAUGAAGUUUACAUUUACUGGCCCUGAAGCACUGUUCCAUAUCCCAUUCCUAGAUGUGGCAUCACCUCAAGCAUAUGGCCUGGUUGGUAUGGCAGCCACACUUGCUGGCGUAUGCAAGGUGCCUCUGACAUCUGUUCUCCUACUGUUUGAACUUACACGGGACUAUCGUAUAGUUGUACCUUUGCUUGGGGCUGUUGGAUUAUCAUCUUGGAUUGCUUCUCCUCAAAGGUUUUCUAGGAGCAAUAGGGGUAAGCUGGAUUCCUCAGAGGCAAAAUCAAGUAAAUUUAAACAGGCAAAAAAUGUGCCCUCCCAAACACAACAAGCAGCUACAAUGGAUACUGAUGAGCCUACUACAGAACUAUGUAAACUUGAAAGCUCAUUAUGUGUCUAUGAUGCCAAGCUUGAUAAUAUGCUGGAAAAUCUUACCGUUGCAGAGGCAAUGAAGACUAAAUAUAUUUCUGUCUCAACAACAACUCCAGUAGUUGAGGCCUUAAACCUUAUGCUUGUGGAGAAGCAACAGUUUGUCAUGAUAAUUCAGAGUAAUAAUUCUCUAGUAGGCUUGCUAACGCUCAAUGAUAUCCAGGAUUUCUGCAGAACUGCAAAAGGUACCAGGGCACAGAUUGAGGAGCCUAUGGUAUCUCAUGUUUGUGGAGCUGUUGAGUGUAAAAUGUUGCCAGUGACAUCUCAGACACUGCUAAUCACUGUUGAAAAGAUUAUGGACUCUCACGGAGUGGAUCAACUUCCAGUAGUUUCAGAACAUGUUAAUCGUCAGAAUAGAGGACUCUUGGUUGGUUUCGUAGAUAGAGAAGGCAUCACCAUUGCACGAAGAGCUGCAGCAACAAAAGAUUUUUUGAGUUUUACAUCUGAUAUAAGAAGCGAGGAAAGAUGACAUGGAAUCGCUUAACGCUCCAACUUCACAUCACAUGAUAUUAGUGCGUAGCUGUUCAGAACUGCCCAUUUGUGUAUAUAAGUGCCAACCCCAUCGGACUCAAGAUUUUUACCAGACUGUUUUGCUAACUUGAGAAUGUAACUGGCAACUUAACUGUUCAGGAGCCUUUAGUUUUACUCAAAGGAAUCCCAGUAUAGCAAAUCAGUCUCUGUAUGUGUAUGCACAAAUGGAUAUAUCUGGUUUUGUCGUACCAGUGUGGUAGAAGCAUUUUGAGACGAAAGCAAUUUGUCAAACUUGCGUUUUCCAUUGCCCCGAUAUAUUGCUAGGACAACAAAGGCCAA